Verticillium nonalfalfae is the source of this 555-nucleotide messenger RNA. RefSeq lists its product as uncharacterized. Bases 1 to 555 code for a protein of 184 amino acids. The transcript has 5 exons. The record is from RefSeq and is a predicted model, not a curated record. Lineage: Eukaryota; Fungi; Ascomycota; Sordariomycetes; Glomerellales; Plectosphaerellaceae. Gene Ontology annotation, cellular component: membrane. Gene Ontology annotation, molecular function: transmembrane transporter activity.
AUGGCUCCCACGCCAACCGGCCCCGAGGACAUCCGACUGGUGAAGAAGCUUGACCGAUGGAUCAUGCCCACCCUCUGGGUUAUGUACUGGCUCAACUACCUCGACCGCAAUGCCAUCGCCGACGCCCGCCUGAACUACAUUGAAGAGGACCUGAACAUCGCGAGAAUCCCGGGCAACACGAUGCUCACUCGGGUUAAGCCGAGCUUCUACAUGGGCGGCUUCAUGAUGGCCUGGGCCGUGGUCAGCUGCCUGACGGCGCUCGUCAAAGACUACAUCGGCCUCGUGCUGACGCGCUGCUUCCUCAGCGUGGUCGAGGCGCCGUACUAUCCCGGCGCCCUGUACAUCUCGAGUAUCUUCUACACGAGGAAGGAGCUCGCGACAAGGAUUAGCAUCCUUGACUCGGAGAACAUCCUCGCCACGCCCUUUGUGGGGCUGAUUGCCGCCGGUGUGUUCGAGGGGCUGGAUGACGACGGCUUCAAGAACUUCUUCCUCACCAUCGUCAACACCCUCGGCUUCGACACGACCAUCACCCUCGUGCUGACCUGCCCGCCAUAA